Messenger RNA from Juglans microcarpa x Juglans regia, 892 nucleotides. Its product is annotated as protein LEAD-SENSITIVE 1-like. The record is from RefSeq and is a predicted model, not a curated record. Lineage: Eukaryota; Viridiplantae; Streptophyta; Magnoliopsida; Fagales; Juglandaceae. The coding region runs from base 61 to 804 and encodes 247 amino acids. The transcript has 2 exons.
CCUUCUAGAAUCCCCCAUCCUCUCUCUCUCUCUCUCUCUCUCUCUCACAGAUCGAAGGAGAUGGGAGUGCUGUCGAACAAGAUCGAGAGGGAGAAUUUGAAACCGGGGGAUCACAUCUACUCUUGGAGGCACGCCUAUAUCUACGCCCACCAUGGGAUAUAUGUCGGCGAGGGAAAUGUUAUCCACUUUACUCGUGGUCCAGACGGCCAGGAUAUUGGAAUAGGAUUUGUGCUAGACCGCAUCAUUGUGAGCUCAGCACCUGGCUAUAAAUCCUAUUCUUCCAUGGACAUUCCUUGCUCAAGCUGUGGAGAUCAAUCGAAACUCAAUGGAGUCGUCACUUCUUGUAUAGAUUGUUUUCUUUCGGGUGGAAAUCUGUACCUUUUUGAGUAUGGUGUCACAUCCGCAUUCUUUUUUGCCCAAGUUCGUGGAGGUACCUGCACUCUUGCUCCAUCUGAUCCACCAGAAGAUGUUAUUCACCGUGCUAAAUAUCUCCUUCAGAAUGGCUUUGGUUCCUAUGAUGUUUUCAAGAACAACUGCGAAGACUUUGCCAUAUAUUGCAAAACAGGUUUGAUUGUGUUCAGUAGCAUCGGCAUGGGAGGAAGUGGACAGGCGUCAUCCAUUCGAGCUGCUGCUAAUGCUGUAAUUGCUUAUUCACUACGAUAUGUCACUCCCAGUUUUAGCGGCUUGCCAGUGGUUGGUUUGGGCAUGUAUUGUGCCGCUCGUUAUUAUUCCGAUAUUGGAGUACGCCGUGAUGUCCUAAAAGUUGCUGUGGAGAUUCUUGUUGAGAUUUUUAAGCGGGGCUAAUCUUUUGAGUUUGGCAGGAGGCAUUUGCAAGGUGGUUGUAAUAAUUUGAUUGCUGCAAAUGUCAAAUACAUUUAUAAUGCUUUGUUUU